UGGUGUAGGAGAUUUGAACCCCCAAACCGCACCGUAUCUUGUUUUGGAAAGUCUUUGAAUCUUACAAGUUAAAACGGCUCCACUCCAACAAGGGACUGGAUUCGGUGGGAGUUUCGGUGACUAUUCGGUGCAGAAAUCCAACUAGCUUCGAGAUCAAGGAAUUGUUGGUUUACUUGAAUUAAUCAGAAACCAAACUUCAAACCGAAAUUUUGUGGAAAGAGAAAUGUCCAGGUUUCGAGGGAUAUUGCAAGCUUCCUUAAAUGCAACCAAGAAAGCACUUACAUGGAACGUUGAAGACCUGGUGCCUCCAACUGAGAGAUUUAUUUUCAAUUUCAAUUCGAAGGAUGAGCUCAAGAAGUGGCAUCUAUAUUCUGACUCUGAAUACGGAGGGUUGUCCUCGGCAUCUUUAGAGAUCCCAGAUAAUGAAAAUGGACCCACUGGAAUUUUCUCGGGUAACCUUUCGUUGGAUUUCAUUGAGGGUGCAAAACUGAAGAUAAACAGGAGUGGUUUUUGUGGAAUGCGGUCCAAAAAGUUUGACGGCUUCAUUGAUUUGGACCCAUACGAUACCAUAGCACUGAAAGUUAAAGGAGAUGGAAGGUGCUACAUAUCUACGAUCUAUACAGAAAAUUGGGUAAAUUCGCCUGGGCAAGAAGAAGAUAAUUCGUGGCAGGCUUUUGUCUUUGUACCAAAAGACAACUGGUACAUUGCAAAGAUUCCUCUUGCUCGGUAUCUACCAACAUGGAGAGGAAAUGUUAUAGAUGCAGAAAUGGAAAUGAAUCCUUCUCGCGUCGUUGGGAUGUCUCUAUCGGUCAAUGCAGAAGGUGGUCUCCCAGGUGCUAGAACCGGAGCGGGUGAUUUCAAGCUCGAAAUUGAUUGGAUCAAGGCUUUACGAACAUAAUGAGCUUGUAAAAUAUUUGGAGUAGGAAAUUGAGUUGUAUCCAAGUGUUGUUUCUAUGGUAACUAAGUAUUGAAAGUCUUUUUGUUUCACUGCUCCAAUCGAUUAUUCCAUCUUUUCUUGCAUCAUGAACAUAGAAUGUACAAGAAAUUUUCCUCUUUUCUUCUAGAAAGUAAAGAUCAAAACGUGCAGCAUUGGUCUA
Messenger RNA from Pyrus x bretschneideri (Chinese white pear), 1097 nucleotides. RefSeq names its product probable complex I intermediate-associated protein 30. The record is from RefSeq and is a predicted model, not a curated record. The transcript has 9 exons. Gene Ontology annotation, cellular component: mitochondrion. The coding region runs from base 224 to 898 and encodes 224 amino acids. Lineage: Eukaryota; Viridiplantae; Streptophyta; Magnoliopsida; Rosales; Rosaceae. Gene Ontology annotation, biological process: mitochondrial electron transport, NADH to ubiquinone; mitochondrial respiratory chain complex I assembly.